Molecule: messenger RNA, 771 nt
Organism: Echinococcus granulosus
Lineage: Eukaryota; Metazoa; Platyhelminthes; Cestoda; Cyclophyllidea; Taeniidae
Product: 39S ribosomal protein L23
Exons: 6
Coding region: 1-771 (256 amino acids)
Biological process (GO): mitochondrial translation
Cellular component (GO): mitochondrial large ribosomal subunit; ribosome
Molecular function (GO): structural constituent of ribosome
Source: RefSeq, a predicted model, not a curated record
AUGCAAAAACAAGAGAAUAAGACUACACAGUCCGGUUUUGCCCUACACUUUGUUUUAACCAAUACUAACACCUGUUCGCUUUCUGAACUUUCGGGCUGCUACGUUGCACGCGUUGUGCAGUCGGAUAUGCGGCCGGUCAUCUACUUCAACCCGAUCGCCAUUCCAAAAACGAAACACUAUGUACCACUUUGGAAUCGACACGUUGUGUACCCCAAAUUUACUCCCGGUGAUCCUCAAUUAAGAAUGUUUCUUCCUCCAUUUUGGAUGAAAAUGCUCUACCCUGGGGAGAAAUGCCCCAAGCGAUUGGUUGUUUUCAAGGUUCAUCCUCAAAUGACAAAGUAUGAUGUAAAACAGUACCUAGAAAAGAUUUACAAAGUUCCCGUUAUCGGUGUCCAGCUGAAAAUGCUCUACCACGACUUGCAUCCACUGGACACAGUCGAGGAUCCAAGACGUGCAGUUGGCGCGGCAUUCCCACAUCUCCUUCCACGUGAACCGGAGCGUUACGAGAAGGUCGCCUACGUUCAUCUGGCACUAGGCUAUGAAUUCGAGUUUCCAGACAUUUUUAAAGACGGAAAACGGCCAUCAGAAGAGAUCUCUCGGCUGAUCGAUCAAGCACAAGUUAGGGAGGAUUUGCAACCAGCCAAGGAAGAUAAAGAGGAUGCGGUGGAGGCGGAGCAGACUAGACAGAAGACGAAAGAAAUGGAGGAAAAGACAGAGUUAAAGCCCUCACAACCGUCUUCAUUUGUCAUAAACAGGUGGUUCCAAUCCUAA